UAGGUAUCUCAAGGUUGGAUGACCCAGAGGAAUCUUUUCCUAUGCUUGAAACGCUUGUUAUAAAAAUGUGUCACAAGCUUGAGGAGAUUCCCCCUAGCUUUGCAGAUAUUGAAACAUUGAAGCAGAUUAAGUUGAUUGGGCGCAGGCCACAAACUCUGGAGCCUUCAGCUGUGAAACUUAAGGAAGACAUCGAAGAGAUUGAAGGAUGCAGCCGUCUUAACCUCAUUAUGGACGUUUGGAUCAGUAAGCACCAUAGCCGGCAGCUACGACUUCAAGCACAAGCUCGUCGAGAGAACAUGUGACCAGUAAAGGAAAUCAAGAAGACAAAUGUCAAGCAUUGUGGGGCAAGUCAUUCAUUGCAAAGCUGCUAUGGCAUGGGAGCCAGGAAAGCCGUUACUGAUCAAGGAAGUGGAGAUGGCACCUCCAAAAAAAAAAAUGGAAGUUCGUCUUAAGAUCUUCUCCGCUUUCCUCCGCUAUACUGAUAUCUACUUCUGGGAAGAAAAGGAGCAAAACUCAGUGUUUCCUCGCAUUCUUGGACAUGAAGCAUCAGUGAUUGUGGAGAGUGCUCACGGCAAAUUAGAAGAAAGCAAUAUGUGCCAGCCCAUUAAGGGUUUAUACUGACCUUUAGUGAACACACCGUAGUUCAUGUUGUUGUGAAAAUCAACCCCUUUGCUCCUCUUGACAAAGUUUGUGUCUUCAGUUGUUGAAUUUCAAGGAGAAACAGCGAUAAAUUAUGUACCUUAAAUAGUAGUUUCUUUAAAGGGGUUCAAUUGUUGAUUAAUGGGACGAUUCAUUCGUGGCCUUGGUGCAACUUUGAAUGUAGCUAAACCAGCAAAAAGCUCAAGUGUGGUUACAUUUUGACUGGGAGCUGUAGGCCUUGCUGUGAGUCUCCAUAUUGCAAAAAUGAGA
Molecule: messenger RNA, 909 nt
Organism: Nicotiana tabacum (common tobacco)
Lineage: Eukaryota; Viridiplantae; Streptophyta; Magnoliopsida; Solanales; Solanaceae
Product: alcohol dehydrogenase 1-like
Biological process (GO): formaldehyde catabolic process
Cellular component (GO): cytosol
Molecular function (GO): alcohol dehydrogenase (NAD+) activity; zinc ion binding; S-(hydroxymethyl)glutathione dehydrogenase [NAD(P)+] activity
Source: RefSeq, a predicted model, not a curated record